AUGGAUAAUGCACGGAGCAAAGCAGAAGAGAUCCUGCGAAAGAAGGUGUGGUCGGUGCGCAAAAAGUGGGAACUGCUGAAAAGCUAUUCCCCGGAGAAAACCGAAGCUGUGCUGGCGAGCUUCGUGCUGCCCAAAGACUUGGCGGCGCGGUGUCAUCUGCCAGAAGGCACCACUUGGUUGGACGCGGUGAAGACCUUUCGUCGCGAUGCCGAUCCCGUGGAUCUGUGGCGCCAGGUGGAAGCACAUCCCAUCGUGGAAUACGUGCACGUCCAAUGCCAAAGUUGCGGCCGACGUGUGCCCGACAACUUCCCGGCCGAGGAGGACCCGAACCUCACCGAAGAAGAGCCCACGGCCGCGGAACGGCCCUUCAUCCGCGCGGGCUGGUUCCGUGGACCCCGCGGGGCCGUGGUCUUCGUCUACCGAUGUCCUGAGUGUCACGCGGUCAGAAUCCACAUCGCUGGGGCCGUCUGUGUGGUGAGCAAGAGGACCUCAAGGUGUGGCUGGCGCAAUACUUGGGCAUCCAGCUGA
Molecule: messenger RNA, 528 nt
Organism: Cladocopium goreaui
Lineage: Eukaryota; Dinophyceae; Suessiales; Symbiodiniaceae
Source: the annotation of a GenBank genome assembly